Cuculus canorus (common cuckoo) is the source of this 1313-nucleotide messenger RNA. RefSeq names its product creatine kinase, M-type (gene CKM). Gene Ontology annotation, biological process: phosphocreatine biosynthetic process. The coding region runs from base 103 to 1248 and encodes 381 amino acids. The record is from RefSeq and is a predicted model, not a curated record. The transcript is spliced from 8 exons. Gene Ontology annotation, molecular function: creatine kinase activity. NCBI's taxonomy places the organism in Eukaryota, Metazoa, Chordata, Aves, Cuculiformes, Cuculidae.
GGGAUAAAAGCGGGGUCCCAUCCCUCUGCUGCCGCCCACCCCCCUGGACCCGGAGCGACCCACCUGCUGCCCCCCCCCCCAGCACCAGCACAGGCCGCUGCCAUGCCGUUCGGCAACACCCACAACAAGUACAAGCUGAAGUUCUCGGCCGAGGAUGAAUUCCCGGACCUUUCCAAGCACAAUAACCACAUGGCCAAAGUCCUCACGCCUGCGCUCUACCAACGUCUGCGGGACAAGGAGACCCCCAGUGGGUUCACCCUUGACGAUUGCAUCCAAACCGGUGUGGACAACCCCGGCCAUCCGUUCAUCAUGACCGUGGGCUGCGUGGCGGGAGACGAGGAAUCCUACGAGGUGUUCAAGGAGCUCUUCGAUCCGGUGAUCCAAGACCGGCACGGCGGCUACAAACCCACCGACAAACACCGCACCGACCUCAACCACCAGAACCUCAAGGGGGGUGAAGACCUGGACCCCAAAUACGUUCUGAGCAGCCGCGUGCGCACGGGGCGCAGCAUCAAGGGGUACUCUCUGCCCCCCCACUGCAGCCGUGGGGAGCGCCGGGCGGUCGAGAAGCUGUCGGUCACCGCGCUCAACAGCCUCGAGGGGGAGUUCAAGGGCCGUUAUUAUCCGCUGAAGGCCAUGACGGAGCAGGAGCAGCAGCAGCUCAUCGACGACCACUUCCUCUUCGACAAACCCGUGUCGCCUUUGCUCCUCGCUUCCGGCAUGGCCCGCGAUUGGCCGGACGCUCGCGGCAUCUGGCACAAUGACAACAAGACCUUCCUGGUGUGGGUGAACGAGGAGGACCACCUGCGCGUCAUCUCCAUGGAGAAGGGCGGCAACAUGAAGGAGGUGUUCCGGCGCUUCUGCGUCGGCCUCCAGAAGAUUGAGGAGAUCUUCAAGAAGGCCGGGCACCCCUUCAUGUGGACGGAGCACCUGGGCUACAUCCUGACCUGCCCUUCCAACCUGGGCACGGGGCUACGCGGUGGUGUCCACGUCCGCCUACCCAAGCUCAGCCAACAUCCCAAGUUCGAGGAGAUCCUCAAGCGCCUGCGCCUCCAGAAACGCGGCACCGGUGGGGUGGACACGGCGGCCGUGGGCGCCGUCUUUGACAUCUCCAACGCGGAUCGGCUCGGUUCUUCGGAAGUGGAGCAGGUGCAGAUGGUGGUGGACGGUGUGAAGCUCAUGGUGGAGAUGGAGAAGAAGCUGGAGCAGAACCAACCUAUUGAUGAUAUGGUUCCUGCCCAGAAAUAAGCACUGGGAUCCACCAGAACCACCGGAAUCCACUGCGAUGCCUUCAAUAAAUGGUCCUACUCUGA